GGCGGCGUGGUGGGCGGGGCUUGAUGUGUCCGUGCGUGCCUGUGCGUGUAGUUCUCAGGUGCUGCUGGAUGUAGUCAGGAGCGGCACAAUGAGAGGAGUGCAUAAGAGGCUGUGGGAAGUGUGAGUGCAGGUGGUCCUGCCCAGAGGGUGGCAGUGAUGCCAGGCUUCACAAUAAGGACCAGUCUGUUUCCUUCUCGUUGUAGUACACAGGGCUGAGUGAUGAGUGUAGAGUGCAAGCUCUGCUGCCUUCCCACAGUGAUCAUAUACAAGCAUAGGAGCUGAUUUUACAUCAAGAUCGGGAACCAGACCAAAAAGGGGCAAUGCCAACCGCAGUGCGUUGCUCGUUUUUCCGUGUGGUCCUCGUUGCCCUCCUUCUAGUCGCUCUUCUUCAACUUCUUUACCUUUCGCUUCUCUCCAACUUACAUGGGCAGCAGCAGCAGCGUUCAGCGCACCCAGUGCUUGUGGGCACUCCUCAUACGGAGCCAAGAUGGCAGAGGGAACAGAAGGAUCAUCUGAAGGCUGUGUUGGCAUCUGGCGGUGUACUAGAUGCCAGCGGACAAUAUCGAAUUUAUCGCCACCUCUUGGCCCGUGAAGGAGGACAAACGAAAGACGUGGCAUUGGCCUCUCAUGGCAGUCUAAGCAACCUGUGGCAUUUGCAGGAACUGGUACGACGGUGGGAUGGCAGAAUUUCAUUGGCGCUGUUUGCUUCUAGCGCUGCGCAGGCUAAACUCGCUAUUGUGUUACCCUAUACCCUUGCCCAGCUGUGCCCUUCAGUCAGGCAAAGGGUGUCUUUUCAUCUUGUGUGCCAGUCUGGAGAUACAGCUGUUUUCCCAGAACAAGAUGAUGCGGCAGAGUUUGCCCAUCUUCAGACGUGCCAGGCUGUUUUUGCCAAGGUGGCAAAUCUAGGCACCAAUAUAAUAAACUAUGCAGGAAAUGUGUCUUAUCCUAACAACUUGCUAAGAAAUGUUGCCAGGACUGAAAUUGGGAGUACGGCUUUUGUACUGGUGGUCGAUAUAGAUAUGGUACCCAGUCAGGGUCUGAGGUCGGGUUUUUUGGAUUUGGCUGCUCAAGGGGUUGAUCCACACAUGGUGUUUGUAGUGCCCGCUUUUGAAAUCAGACAUACUCGGCGGCUGCCUGGCGCCAAGGAGGAAUUGUUGCGACUAUACCAGGUGGGAGAAGUGCGAGCGUUUUAUGAGGAGUUGUGCCCACGAUGCCAAGCACCUACUAACUAUUCAUUCUGGCUUAACUUGCCAGAGAAGGACACGUCUGGAAGGUUGGCAGUAACUUAUGUGGUUGAGUGGAGAGAUCCGUGGGAACCGUUUUAUAUUGGGAGUAAAGACGUGCCAGCCUACGAUGAGAGGUUCAAGCAGUAUGGAUUCAACAGAAUCAGUCAGGCUUGUGAACUCAAUAUGGCUGGCUUCUCCUUUGCUGUCCUGGACUCUGCGUUUUUGCUUCAUAAAGGAUACAAGCUACCUGGAGACUUUCACAGUCAGAAAGAGGCGGAGAACAAAAGAAAUCGGUUACUGUACAGAGGAUUCAAGGAGGAGCUGAAGAUGAAGUAUCCAGAUUCCAGCAGACGCUGCUAAUAAAGCCUUUACCUGAACAGCCUAAGGACCAAGCUUCUCCUAUGAGGAAUGACAUAUGUAGAGAUGAGCGAACUUACAGUAAAUUCAAUUCGUCACGAACUUCUCGGCUCGGCAGUUGAU
Molecule: messenger RNA, 1706 nt
Organism: Hyla sarda
Lineage: Eukaryota; Metazoa; Chordata; Amphibia; Anura; Hylidae
Gene: B4GAT1
Product: beta-1,4-glucuronyltransferase 1
Exons: 2
Coding region: 321-1586 (421 amino acids)
Molecular function (GO): glucuronosyltransferase activity
Source: RefSeq, a predicted model, not a curated record